ACAAGGAUCCUGUGAGGAGUGACGCCUUUGUGAACAUCAAGAAGGCCUCAUAUCAUCAUGAUGUCUUGGUACAGGGAGCAGUGACCCCUGGCAUGGCACGCCAUGGCAGAUCCAGGCUCUGGAGCCUGGGCUGCUCCCAGCAGAUGGCUGCACACCCACUGCAAGCAGCCGUGCCCCGUGUGCGGCCCUGCAUGCUGGACACUGCCAACAGGUGCCGUGCAUGAGUGCGGGGACAGCGAGAGCCCAGGCCCCCUGCUGGGUGAGAUCCCUUCAAGGGGAGACGUGGCUGUGGGCCUUCCCUUCACGGCGGGAGCUGGAGGAGCAGGACCCAGGAGGUGUGCAGGCAGGGGCUGAGGGUGCAGAAGUCCCUCGUGUCAUCCAGAUCGGAGCCAAUCCAGCACCAAGAGCUCUAGGGGCAGGACGCGAUGUAGACCAUGCAGCCCCCUUGUGAGGCCGAGCUGCCCUCCGCGACCCCACAGCUGGCACCGCGGGAUGAGCUCCCCACCCCAGAGCCCUGGCACCAGCUCUUCCGUGGCCUGCACUACCAGGAAGCCGAGGGCCCAGGGAAGAUUUGCAGCCGCCUGCGGGAGCUGUGCCAGCGCUGGCUGGAGCCCCAACGCCGCAGCAAGGAGCAGAUCCUGGAGCUGGUGGUGCUGGAGCAGUUCCUGGCCAUCCUGCCCCAGGAGAUGCAGAGCUGUGUGUGCGGGUGCCACGUGGAGACCUGCGCCCAGGCCAUGGCCCUGGCUGAGGGGUUUCAGCUGGGGCAGGCGGAGAAUGAGAAGCUCCAGGUCACAGUGUGUGUGAAGGUCGAGGAGUGUCCCUCAGAUGAGAUGCAGCUUCCUGAGGCCCUGCCAGAGCCUGGUGAUUCCUGGGUGCAGCAGCCAAAGGCCCAUGGUGAGGACAGGCCUCUGGAGGAGGCAGGAGAGCAGGAAACCCCAGGGCCCAAGGACAAGCUGCUUCAUGUCCUCCAUGAUGAGCCCCCGACACACCAGGAGUCAGGUGCUGGGACCCUGAGCAGAGCGGAUCAGCAGGCUCCCAAGGAAGGGCCUGUAAACCUGGAGCUGCAGAGACCCUCCCCAGGGAGUUGGGGACAGAGCGGCUCCCUGACACCUGGGCCCGGCCAGCUGCAGAUGGGGCAGGGCAGGCCUGCAAAACAAGGGGAAAGCAUGGAGCUCCAGGAGGUGUUUGAGGACGUGGCAAUGUAUUUCACACGGGAGGAGUGGGAGCUGCUAGAAGAGGAAGACAAGGGGCUUUACCAGGACCAGAUGCUGAGGAACUACCAAGCCCUCCUUUCCCUGGGAUAUCAAGGUCCCACACCUGACUUAAUUGGCCGCAUCCAGCGAGGACAGGUGGAGCUCUGGGUCUGUGAUGAUGAGGACCGUGGGGAAAUCUCAAAAUCGGAGGACCUGCUGCCAGGAGGUGCCUGGCCACUGAGCAGAGCUGAGGAGCAGGCUCCUGAGGAAGGGCCUGCAAUCCUGGAGCCACCAUGGGCUUCCCCAAAGAAUUUAGGUGAGAUGGACUCCUUGCACCCUGUGACAGACAAAUGGCACAAGGGUCAGGGGAGUCCCCAAAGGCAGAAGGAGAAUGUAGCAGUGAACAAGACCUCGCUUCCAAUUGGGCAAGAUAAUGAAGAAGGGAAAGAAGCCAGAAAGAGCCCAGGGCACAGGGAAGAUUUUGUGGUGCUCAGGAACAUGAAGAGGCACAAGGCAAAGGUCUGCCGGAGAGAGAGACUGCAUGCAAACCAAGGCAGUGAAGAUGGCCUCAGAGGGAAGCAGAAGAUCACUGCCGAGCACAGGGAGAGAGCCCACCCCUUCCCUGAAUGCAGGAAAAGCUUAAGCUGCCCCUCACUCCUGGCUCUGCACAAGAUAAGGUACGUUGGAAAGAAGCCCCACAUGUGCAGCAAGUGUGGGAAGAGCUUCACCUGCCUCUCAACCCUGGCUGCUCACCACCAGAUCCAUUCUGGACAUCUUCCCCACCACUUCACCAAAUGGGGAAAGAGCUUUGUGGGCUGCUUGGAGCUGGUCAAGAACCAAUACGUGCACAGGAAGAAACAUCAAUACCUCUGUGUCACAUGUGCUAAGAUCUUCACCUCUUUCUUCUCCUUGGUUCAGCACCGUCGCAUGCACUUGGGGAGGAAGAGAAAUCAUUGCACCAAGUGCAAGAAGAACUUCAUCAGCUGGCAAGGCCUGUCCCAGCACCAAUGUGUGCCAAGGGGGCAGCAGCCACUCCAUGGCAGCAAGAGAGUGAAGAGCUUCAGGAAGCCCACCAACCUGGCCAGGCACAAGUCCAUGCACACAAGGGAGAAGCCACAUAAGUCCUCGGAGAGUGGAAAGAGCUUAACCCACUACCCUUCCUUACCCAAAGGUCACCUCAUCCACACAAGGGAGAAGCUACAUGACUGCUCUGUGUGUGGGAAGAGCUUCACUGACUCCUCCAACCUAGCCCGACACCAGCUUGUACACACAGGGGAGAAGCCACAUCACUGCUUUGUCUGUGGGAAGAGCUUCACCCAAUCCUAUAGCCUGACCCAGCACCAACUUAUCCACACAGGGGAGAAACCACACCAGUGCUCUGAGUGUGGGAAGAGCUUCACCCAAUCCUCCAACCUGGCCCAGCACCAGCUUAUCCACACAGGGGAGAAGCCACAUCAGUGCUCUGUGUGUGGGAAGAGUUUCAGCAAAUCCUACGGCUUGGCCCAGCACCAGCGCAUCCACUACACAGGGGAGAAGCCACAUCAGUGCUCUGUGUGUGGGAAGAGUUUCAGCAAAUCCUACGGCUUGGCCCAGCACCAGCGCAUCCACUACACAGGGGAGAAGCCACAUCAGUGCUCUGUGUGUGGGAAGAGUUUCAGCAAAUCCUACGGCUUGGCCCAGCACCAGCGCAUCCACUACACAGGGGAGAAGCCACAUCAGUGCUCUGAGUGUGGAAAGAGCUUCACCCGAUUCUCCCGCCUGGCUGAGCACCAGCACAUCCACUAUGCAGGUGAGAAACCACAUAGGUGCUCUGAGUGUGGGAAGAGCUUCACCUACACGUCUAGCCUGGCUCAGCACAAACUCAUCCACCACACAGGGGAGAAGCCCCAUCAGUGCUCUGUGUGUGGGAAGAGCUUCACCUACUCUUCCAAGCUGGCCCAGCACCAGCGUAUGCACACACGGGAGAAGCCACAUCAGUGCUCUGUGUGCGGGAAGAGCUUCACCUAUUCCUACAGCCUGGCCAAGCACCAACUUCUUCACACAGGGGAGAAGCCACAUCAGUGCUCUGUGUGUGGGAAGAGCUUCACCUACCCCUCCCGUCUGGCCCAGCACCAGCGUAUUCACACACGGGAGAAGCCAUAUGAGUGCUCUGUGUGUGGGAAAAACUUCACCCAUGCCUCCAACCUAGCCCAACACCAGCGUAUUCACACAGGGGAGAAGCCACAUCAGUGCUCUGUGUGUGGGAAGAGGUUCACCCAAUCCUCCCACUUGGCCGAGCACCAGCACAUCCACACAGGGGAGCGGCCAUAUCAGUGCCCUGUUUGUGGGAAGAGCUUCACCCACGCGUCCAACCUGGCCAAGCACCAGUGCAUCCACAAGGCAGAGAAGCCCCAUCAUUGCUCUGAGUGUGGGAAGAGCUUCACCUACCCCUACAACCUGGCUCGGCACCAGCGCAUCCACACAGGAGAAAAACCAUAUGAGUGCUCUGAGUGUGGGAAGAGCUUCACACACUUCUCCUACCUGGCCCGGCACCAGCUCAUCCACACAGGGGAGAAGCCACACCAGUGCUCUGAAUCUGGGAAGUGCUUCACCCAGUCCUCCCACUUGGCCGAGCACCAGCAUACCCACAUGGGGGAGAAGCCACAUCAAUGCUCUGUGUGUGGAAAGAGGUUCAUGUAUCCCUCCCGGCUGGCCCAGCACCAGCGCAUCCACAUGGGGGAAAAGCCACUCAAGUGCCCAGUGUGUGGCAAGAGCUUCAGUAAAUCCUAUGGCUUGGCGCAGCAUCAGCGCUUCCACUACACAAGGGAGAAGCCAUAUCAGUGCUCUGAGUGUGGGAAGAGCUUCACCCAGUCGUCCCACCUGGCCAAGCAUCAGUGCAUCCACAUGGAGGGAAAAACAGUAUUGGCACUCAGUGUGAGAAGAACUUCAUCUGCUCCUCCACCAUGGCUGAGUACCAGUGCAUCCACAUAGGGGUGAAGCCACAUCAGUGCUCUGAGUGUGGGAAGAGCUUCACCUAGUCCUCCAGCCAGACUGAGCAUCAGUGCAUCCACAUGGUGGAGAAGCUACAUCAAUGCUUAGAGUGUGGGAAGAGCUUCACCCAUUUCUCCCAUGUGUUCCAGCAUGAGCACAUCCACACCUGGAAGCAUCCAUACUUCUGCCCACAAUGCAAGAGGAGCAUGGGGAUGUCUACCUGCUCAGCACCCACCAGCAGGUGCAUUUAGGCAAGCACCCUCAUGCUGGUGGACUGCAGAAAGAGUUCCCCCAGGCUUCAUCCCUUGUAGGGCACCGCAGAAGCCCAGGGCCCAAAGGCUGGCCCUCAAGGUGUGAUUGCAGGGAGGGGCUAAGAGGAAACAUCACAGGCAAAGAUCAGCCCUGAUGCUGGGGGAAGAUGAGUAAGAGAGGACUUUUGCACCUGCCUUGGAACCUGUUCAUUCCCUGCUCUCCAUCCUGACCUCACCUUUCCUCACCACCACAUCACCCAUUUCCCAAACCUGCCCAUGCCCAGUGCGGUCUGCAAGGAGCUGCUCCUGCCAUCCCUGAACCUUUUUUACCUGUUUUCCUUUUCAGCCUCCCCAGGACUGUGCACCCCUGGGUGCCUGCUGCCUCCCUCCCUUUGUUGCGUUCUCUAAUGCAUUCCCUGUUGUUAAAGCCCCAGAACUGAACAUGCUACCCCUGUCAUUGUUCUCUGUGUCCUCUCCAGAGCCGGGCAAUGGAGCAUACCAGGGUCCACAACCCUUUCUAGGGCAGAUCCCUCUGUGACUUCCCACCUCUUUUCUUUCCAGAGCAUUCACUGCAAUGUGGGGCGUGUUUCUAACCCUCAGGAGCAGGAGUUGGUCUGACUUGUCAUAUUGAAUGAAAUAGUGUGAAUGUUUGUAAAGGUUGCCCAUUAGCCAGUUUCAGGAAGAAGAUAGUAUUUAUCUCCUUAUCUAGCUCAUUGUUUUUGGGACUACGUG
Molecule: messenger RNA, 5146 nt
Organism: Alligator sinensis (Chinese alligator)
Lineage: Eukaryota; Metazoa; Chordata; Crocodylia; Alligatoridae
Product: zinc finger protein 841-like
Biological process (GO): regulation of DNA-templated transcription
Source: RefSeq, a predicted model, not a curated record